GGUGUUGGGGGCAACAUUUGUGCAAGACGGAGGGCAGGGAGAGGUUCUGCAAACGGAAGGGGAUGAACAGGAAGAGCACGGGCCGUGCACACAGAGGGGGGGAAACUGCAGGCUGUGUGGAUUUUUCUAAAUGUAUUUAUGCACCUCGUCUCUCUUCCGCCUAUGUUAAUGAUUUGUGUUAGCUAUGUAAAUGUCCCUUUAGUUUAUUGGCGCCACCGUCAGCUCUCCCUUCUACCUCAACAGUAAGCGUAUUAUCAAGCUAUCUUGACUGUAUCCAGCCUGCCACUGAACUUCCCGUCACUGAGAAGAACGCAGACGGAGAGAUCGAGCAGCUGAAUAGGAAACAUAGGGGUUGUCAAUGAGAAUACAGUUCAAUCUACACGGAGACCAGACGGAUAGACAAAUCAUUAUCAUUGUCUUUUAGUCGACUAGACGGGUCUGGACUGGCUUGCUUACCAACCUGCGUUGUAUUCCUUGCUGAGCACCCAGCUGCAGUUUGCCCCACUGUCGUCGAGGCUCGAGACAACCACUGGUGGGGGGUUUAAUGGGAUCCUUGUUUCAAUAGAACUCCCUUCUCCCACCCCCCGACGGACCUUCGCUCGAAUCCGACUCGGGCGCUGUCUUCCCCGGGGGGUGCCGGUUUUUGCUCAGUCUGACUGGGGAAGGAGGGCGCCCCCCCCCCCCCCCCCCAGCAUUGACUGUCGCUCUGGCCGACCCUAGUGGAGCCUAAUAUGGCAGGAAAUCUGAAGAAAGGCGGAGGAUUGAUCGGGAUGAUGAAGGACGCGUUUCAGCCUCAUCACCACCUCCAUUCCCAUCACCAACCUGGGGCCGUGGACAAAAAGACGGUGGAGAAAUGCUGGAAACUAAUGGACAAGGUGGUGAGACUGUGCCAGAACCCCAAGCUGGCCCUGAAGAACAGCCCACCUUAUAUCCUGGACCUGCUGCCAGACACCUACCAGCACCUCCGCACCAUCCUGUCCCGCUACGAGGGCAAGAUGGAGACGCUCGGCGACAACGAGUAUUUCCGCGUCUUCAUGGAGAACCUGACCAAGAAGACCAAGCAGACCAUCAGCCUGUUCAAGGAGGGCAAGGAGCGCAUGUACGAGGAGAACUCGCAGCCCAGACGGAACUUGACCAAGUUGUCGCUGAUCUUCAGUCACAUGCUGGCCGAGCUCAAAGCCAUCUUCCCCAACGGCCUGUUCCAGGGGGAUAACUUCCGAAUCACCAAGGCUGACGCCGCCGAGUUCUGGAGAAGAUCGUUUGGGGACAAGACUAUAGUGCCUUGGAAGGUGUUCCGGCAGGCACUGCACGAGUUCCACCCCAUCAGCUCGGGCCUGGAAGCCAUGGCCCUCAAGUCCACCAUCGACCUCGCCUGCAACGACUACAUCUCCGUCUUCGAGUUUGACAUCUUCACCAGGCUCUUCCAGCCUUGGUCAUCUCUGCUGAGGAACUGGAACAGCCUGGCGGUGACUCAUUCGGGCUACAUGGCCUUCCUCACCUACGAUGAGGUCAAGGCCCGGCUGCAGAAGUUCAUCCACAAACCUGGCAGCUAUAUCUUCAGGCUGAGCUGCACGCGGCUGGGCCAGUGGGCCAUCGGCUACGUCACUGCAGACGGGAACAUCCUGCAGACCAUCCCCCACAACAAGCCCCUCUUCCAGGCCCUCAUCGACGGCUUCCGGGAAGGAUUCUACCUGUUCCCCGACGGGCGCACCCAGAACCCAGACCUCACAGGACUGUGUGAGCCCUCGCCACAAGACCAUAUCAAAGUCACACAGGAGCAAUAUGAGCUCUACUGUGAGAUGGGCUCCACCUUCCAGCUGUGUAAGAUCUGUGCGGAGAACGACAAGGACGUGAAGAUCGAGCCCUGCGGUCACCUCAUGUGUACCUCCUGUCUCACCGCCUGGCAGGAGUCGGAGGGUCAGGGCUGCCCAUUCUGCCGCUGUGAGAUCAAGGGCACGGAGCCCAUCGUGGUUGACCCCUUUGACCCCAAGGACCCCAUAGGUGGCUCCUGUAGGGCCCUGUUCGGGGCAGAGGGCGCCCCCUCGCCCAGCUACGAUGAUGACGACGAUGACCGGCUGGACGACCCCCACCUCAUGAUGAGCAAGCUGGCCUGUUCCAAGGUGGAGCGUCCCCCCUCGCCCAUGUCCCUGGCGCCACAGUCCUCCCUGCCCCCCGUGCCCCCCCGCCUUGACCUCCUGCAGCACCGACCACCUAACCCCCCAGGAGCAUCCAGCCCAGGGGCCACAUCCAAGGCGUCCUCCCACCACAAGGACAAGCCUCUCCCCCUGCCCCCAGCCCUGAGGGACCUGCCACCCCCUCCUCCCCCAGACAGACCUCUCUCUGCCGGGCCUGACGGGUGGCUCGGCAGACGUCCCCUACCCUGCACCCCCCUGGGGGAGCCCAAGCUGCCCCCGGCCCCGCCCAACCGCAACCUGGCUGACUGGAACCCCAGGCCAGUGCCCAAGGCCCCCGGACAGCCACCCGCUGUGGGAGACACGCGGGGGGUCCGGGAGCUCUCCAACAGACACUCGCUCCCCCUGGCCCUACCCUCAGCGCUAGACGGAUGCACAGACGGACAGCGGAACAACAGCUCGCUCAGUCUGGACCAUCAGCUGGAGAAGGGAGCCCAGAGUUUUGGAGGCACGGCGUCUGGCAGUCAGGCGUAUGACAACCCCAAAGUGAAGCCGUCAGUCUCGGCCAAUGCCAUCUAUGCUCUGUCAACAAGAUCCCAUCCAGGUCUGAAGCCAGUGGCUGGGGAGGAGGCCUACGAGAGUGACGAGGAGUCCGACUACAUGAUCCCCACCUCUCGGCCCGUCCUGGCCCCCAUGGCAGCUCCCCUUGUGGUGGCAGAGACCCCAGUCCCCAAACCUCCCCAGCCUACCUCUCUCAACUCAUGGCCCAUGCUGAAUGACCUGGAUGAAGGACCUCAAAUGUAUGAAGCCAUGUAUAACGUCCAGGCCCAGGCUCACCUGGCCAGAGACUCGGAUUACUCUGAGCUGCCCCCCUUGGCCAGUACCAAUUGUCCCAUCUGGGAGAUCCCCUGCCCGGUCCGGGAGCCCCCUGAGGAGGUAGUGGAGGAAAACGGCUACGACAUCCCCAAACCAGUGUUGCCCAUGGCCCCUGCCCGACGCACCCUGUCCGAGCUGGGGGCCACUUCCAGCGCCGCCAUCAGCCGUCUCUCCAUGGACAGCGAGCCCGGAGCAUCCGCCUCCUUCUCAGAUUCCAGCGACGCCCCAGUGCGGCCGCCCAAGCCCCUCCCCCGCCGCAUCAACUCCGAGCCCCGGCCCAGCCCCGUACCUCCUGGAUUAGGCGGUGGUGGAGGAGGAGGAGGUGGAGGAGUAGCCAACCCCCAGAUCACCAGUGAGAUCGAGCAUCUCAUGAGGCAAGGCUACACCUACCAGGACAUCCAGAAAGCCUUGAUGAUUGCACAGAACAAUAUGGAGAUGGCCAAGAAUAUCUUGCGCGAGUUUGUCUCCAUUCCCUCCACAGCUCACAUUCUUACAUAGUACCUCCUCUGCUCCAGCCCUGCCCAGCUCAGCCCAAAGCCCAUCGCCUGCAGUACUAGCGCUUCAGUGCUAACUGGAGCCCCUGCAGUCUCUUGUGCGGCGCCCUCUCAAAACUAGCUCACUCCGAGCCCUGCGCUUCACUCGCUUUUUUAAGAGUGUCCGGACGCCUUUUGUCAUGUGCUGCAGGGCCACUCUCCAGAUCCCAUGGGGUGAAGUGAUGAUGAUGAUGAUGAUGGUGGCUCAUCGCACGUCCGGCGCUUCGGCGGUCGUUUUCACGUCCUCUCCAGGCCUCUACCGAAAUGUAAUCGACACCUCCCCCCCCAAAAAACAUGUAUGUGUGUCUAUCUAAGAAUUUAAUAUUUAACUAAAUAUAUAUUAAAUGUGUAUAAUGUAUACAUAUAUAUUUCCAAUGAGUUCCGCUUCGAAGGUCUGUUCUUGUCUUCAUGUUAAGGAUAGAUUGCAGAGGACAAAGAUGGUGAUUCUUUGGGAGAGAGCACCCUUCUAUAGUCCCCAGCCCUCACUUUGAAGAGAGCGGCGGUCUUCGUUUAGCAUUCAGAAGCAGGCGUUUCCUAGACUCACAGCAGAACAUUUGGCAACAUGUCAAAUAUGGCCUUUAUUAAUAUUGCUUCGGUACUUCUUUGGGGGGGAAAUGAAUGUGUGUGUGUGGUUUGCCUCAAAGUAGCAUGAUGUUAGUGUGAGAUGUCUAGACUGUUGUCUUCAGCUGAGGGUGUGUGUGUGUGUGUGUGUGUGUGUGUCGGGCCAAUGACUUGGCUAGUAGGGUUGGGACAUGUGAUGGCUGACCUAGCUCACUGGUUGACCAUAUGACCUAAAACCCCGGUGAAAAGCAAAGCUGUGUUUGACUGUGUUGUUAUCUAUGUGCAUCAUUUUCUACUGUGGGUGGCAUUGUUUCCUACAUCUAACCACCCCUAAUCAUCUCGUCAGUGAUUUCCAUGACCAGACUGGGAUGCCUGUGUUUUUUUUAGUUUUUUUUUCAGUAAGACGUUUUUUAAGAGGCAGUCCUGGCUCUGCUGUCAGAGCUAAUCAAUCGAAGCCAUCUGCGAGGUCCCGGUUGGCCCAUGUCCCAAUCCCUCUUCUAUUCGUGUGCAAAAUGAAUGUGGAAUUAAUAUAUUGCUCAGACGUUUUUUGUUCUUCCUCAAAUGUAGUGCUCUCUUAACAAGAGUCUGAAUGGGAGAGUCUGAAUGGGAGAGGCAAAGUGUACUGAAACUUAAUGGUGAGCGAAAAAGGAUUGAUGGAUUCUAAUAAAGGCCCAGUACCCGGGCCAAGAUUCUAUGAUCCAUUGAAAACCACUCAGACAUGAGGAGAGCUUCGUCAGAGAUGUACACCGAAGCUGUUCAGCGUGGCGUAACAAAAUAAUGUGUCAUCGAUUACUUUAAUAAUAUAUUAUUAUUAUGAUCAUUAUUGUUAUUAUUAAUUCAGAAGUGCUUUACUGCUGCUACUAUUGUUAGUGCUAUACAAUUAAGCCUUAAAUGUACAUUUGUGAAUAUUGUUUAACCAGGUUUUUUUUUAAAGUGACAGUAUCUCAUUUGUAUUCUUUAUUUGGUGAUGUAGCAUACUUGAAAAUGCAAGCAGCUUGGGUUGUGCAAUUCAAGCUGACUUCAGUUGUUUUCCCAUUUUUAGGAUCGUGUUUGACUGGAUAGCCUUUAGAGGAAUUACGAUGACGUCGUAAACGGCGCUGUCAGCUUGUUGACCUACGUGGUAGCACCAGCAAAACAAUGUGAUUGACGAAAAGUAACCGUGUCAUAACUCAUUCGGGAAUCUGUAUGGUAGAUGCCUCCCACUUUUCAAGGGGAGUCUAAUCUAAUCUAGAUUACAAUUGUGCGAGCUUUGUCAUUUAAGGAUCGACUUAAUUGCACCGCUUGCAAAAAGCCCAGUAGCUUAGUGAACAAGAACAUGUUGAGACGCACACCCAAAACAUUGACGAGUUGCAGCCCCAAAAAAAAGGAAAAGGGGGGUGGGGGGGAAAGUUGCACAUUCUAUAAAACUCUUUAUUUAUUUUCGUAAACCUUUUCGGUCACACAAUGACGGGGUUCUAAAGAGUAUGACUUUUUCCUAUAGAGAUAUUACAACCAGUGUUUGGGUCAACGCAACAGCAGGGUUUGUGGACCAGUUGGGAAUGUGGCCAUUUUUUAUCUCUGUUUUCGAUUGUUAAACACUCCCUGGUUGAAGGAGGACUAACACAUCUUCCUCUGUAACUAGGGUUGCAAAGUUACUGAAACGUUCCCAAAUUUCCCAGAAUUCCCAGUUGGAGGAUUCCCUGCUUUUACCUCCCGAUUCCAGGAAAAAUGGUGCAAUCCUAUCUGUAACUCAAGAAUACCGUAUGUACCCUAGCCAGACAAGUGACUUCACAUGGACUGUUCCGACUCGGCUUGACUCUGAGUUGGCAACGAAUUGUUAAACUAACCAAUGCACUCAUUGAAUUACAGUAGGGUGCAUCUUGUUCCUGUAUGUCUACAUGGUAGGUCUUCAUUCACUUUGAGUUUUCCUGCGUUUUCAGAUUCAGUGGUUAUAGGGCCUUGGGAGUUUGAACGCAAUCCACAAACCCCUAUUUUUAGGGAGUCCAUACCGAUGAAUAUCCGAAUAUCCACACGUAUUGAAUUUACGAAAGAAGCCUAUUACUAAUUGUCAUCAUUUUGUGCUGACUUCUAUGACAUUGUUGGUUAAAAUGUAAAAAAUCUCACUGACUCACAUUCCUAGAUGUUUUCUCUCCAGGACCGGUACUAUUGAGGUACAUUGGCUUCACCCCUAAAGGUGGAGAAGCUCGGUUAAUGGGAUUGCCGCCAUGGGCUGUAGAAUCACCGUGUAGGCUAGCUUCUCAACUGUAUCUCACGGUCUCCGGACUGGAAGAGGUUUGUGCGGUGUCUUUUUGUUUCUUUUUCUUCUGUUCCUAGUUGCCUUGAGGGAAAGGGUGAAGUAACUUUCGAAUGCACCACGUUCAAUAGGGAUUGUGAGGUUUCAGAAUGGAAUCACUUAUCCUUUCAUCUUGAUUUACUGUACUGAUUCUUGUCUAUGUAUGAACAUGUAUGUACAGUGCCUUCCGAAAGUAUUCAUACCCCUUGACUUGUUGCAGCCUGAAUUCUAAAUGGAUUACAUAUUUGUUUCUCACCCAUCUACACACUAUACCCCAUAAUGGCAAAGUGAAAGUGCUUAACAAUGUUUGCAAAUGUAUUGAAAAUGAAAUGCAGAAAUAUCUCAUUUACAUAAGAAUUCACACCCCUGAGUCAAUACAUGUUAGAAUUGCCUUUGGCAGUGAUUACAGCUGUGAGUCUUUCUGGGUAAGUCUCUAAGAGCUUUGCAUUCCUGGAUUGUACAAUAUUUGCACAUUCUUUUUUUUCCCGUUUUUAUUCUUCAAGCUCUGUUAAAUCAUUACUAGACAACCAUUUUCAGGUCUUGCCAUAGAUUUUCAAGCAGAUUUAAGUCAAAACUGUAACUCGGCUACUCAGGAACAUUCACUGUCUUCUUGGUAAGCAACUCCAGUUGUAGAUUUGGCCUUGUGUUUUAGGUUAUGGUUCUGCUGAAAGGUGAAUUAAUCUCCCGGUGUCUGGCGGAAAGCAAACUAAACCAGGUUUUCCUCUAGGAUUUUGCCUGUGCUUAGCUCCGUUACAUUUAUUUUUUUUAUCCUGAAAACUCCCCAAUGAAUACAAGCAUACCAUUAACAUGAUGCAGCCACCACUAUGCUUGAAAAUAUGGAGAGUUGUACUCAGUAAUGUGUUGUACUGGAUUUGCCCCAAAUAUAACACUUAGUAUUGUGGAGUAACUACAAUGUUGUUGAUCCAUCCUCAGUUUUCUCCUAUCACAGCCAUUAAACUCUCAAACUGUUUUAAAGUCACCAUUGGCCUCACGGUGAAAUCACUGAGCGGGUUCCUUCCUCUCCGUCAACUGAGUUAGGAAGGACACCUGUAUCUUUGUAAUGACUGGGUGUAUGGAUACACCAUCCAAAAUGUAAUUUAUAACUUCACCAUGCUCAAAGGGAAGUUCAAUGUCAGCUUUUAUUUUUACCCAUCUACCAAUAGGUGCCCUUCAUUGGAAAACCUUCCUGGUCUUUGUGGUUGAAUCUGUCUUUUGAAAUUCACUGCUCAACUUAGGGACCUUGCAGAUAAUUGUAUGUCUGGGGUACAGAGAUGAGGUAGUCAUUCAGAAAUCAUGUUUUUGCACACAGAAUUAUUAUUGCACACAGAAUUUGACUUGAUUUGUUAAGUACAUUUUUACUCCUGAACUUAUUUAGUCUUGCCAUAACAAAAGGGUUGAAUACUUAUUGACUCAAGACGUUUCAGCUUUUCAUGUUUUAUGAAUUUGUAAAAAUGUAGAAAAAAUAUUUUCCACUUUGACAUUAUGGGGUAUUGUAUGUAGGCCAGUGACAAUCGACAUGAGCUUCAGGCUGUAACACAGCAACAAUAUGUGGAUAAAGUCAAAUGGUGUGAACUUUCUGAAGGUACUGUAAGUGUAUAUUGACUUUUUCUGCAUACUAUACCAAUUUGUGCUACGAUACUGUCACUUAAAAAAUGAAGUGUAUACUGACUGAUUUAAAAUAAUGUGCGGAAAUUGCUAUGUUGUAUUUUAUUCAGCAUUCCUGUAUAUGUCAGAAUUCUAUUUUGUAUUUUUCCCCCCAAUGUUUUUUUGUUGACUUUUGUGAAUAAUUCUGUGAGCAGUGCCAUAUGUUUAGAAGUGUCGGUAACGUCCUACUGCUGACUAAGGCAUCGUCUGACAGGAGGACUUGGUCUCGGAUAGUCCAGUGUUCUCCUUACAGUACCUAUAGGCCCUCUCUGCCUAUUGGAUGGCGUCACCACGUUACACACCAAACUCCUUUUCUCAGUUGGAAUUGUUCAACUUUUUACCAGAAGAGGGAGCUGUCUGUCCACAUUGCCAUGUUUCUUUCAACAGUCGAGGCGUUUGAACUUUUUGAUGUUUUUUAAUGCUCAUAUCACUUUGGAAGUAUGCACAGUGCUGUACUGUUUAUUAAAUGAAUAGUAAGAUG
Molecule: messenger RNA, 8499 nt
Organism: Salvelinus fontinalis (brook trout)
Lineage: Eukaryota; Metazoa; Chordata; Actinopteri; Salmoniformes; Salmonidae
Gene: cbl
Product: Cbl proto-oncogene, E3 ubiquitin protein ligase
Exons: 16
Coding region: 732-3506 (924 amino acids)
Biological process (GO): cell surface receptor signaling pathway; negative regulation of epidermal growth factor-activated receptor activity
Cellular component (GO): membrane raft; plasma membrane
Molecular function (GO): receptor tyrosine kinase binding; phosphotyrosine residue binding; SH3 domain binding
Source: RefSeq, a predicted model, not a curated record